Messenger RNA from Ochotona curzoniae (black-lipped pika), 2803 nucleotides. RefSeq names its product tryptophanyl-tRNA synthetase 1 (gene WARS1). Gene Ontology annotation, molecular function: tryptophan-tRNA ligase activity; ATP binding. Lineage: Eukaryota; Metazoa; Chordata; Mammalia; Lagomorpha; Ochotonidae. Gene Ontology annotation, cellular component: cytoplasm. The record is from RefSeq and is a predicted model, not a curated record. Bases 451 to 1878 code for a protein of 475 amino acids. The transcript has 11 exons. Gene Ontology annotation, biological process: tryptophanyl-tRNA aminoacylation.
ACACACGUGUGUGUGUGUGUGUGGCCCCAGGACUCGCGGUCUUGCCCCUGCGCCGCCCCACCUCUCUGAACUGCGCCCUGGAGGAGAGGGUGAGGCCGGGGGUUACCCAGCCGGCUGUCUGAUGCAAUGACCGCCGCCUUGACUCUGCAAGGGGUGUCACCCGCCCACUGGGCAGCGCUGGUCCGAGGCCAGAUAGUUUCUGGGAAUCCGCAUCGAUUCUAAGAAACUGAGCUGUCCCAAGGGUGGGGUGAACAGGAAGGAAAGCAUCCUUUUCUGAAAAAAAGAAACUGAAACGAAUGGGGAGUUAAGGUAUAAAGCCAGCUGGGACCCUGCGGGGCACCUUCAGCUGCCCCACGCCGCCAGCGGCCCCUCUGCAACAGCGACUGCCACGGCUGACUUGCCUUGACCCUGAACAAAGCUACCGGGUCAGCGUAGGCUCUGUGCUGGAAGAUGGCGGACAUGCGCAACGGUGAGGCAGGUGCCUCUGCCCUGGAGCUGUUCAACAGCAUCACGACGCAAGGGGAACUCGUGAGGUCUCUCAAAGCCCAGAAAGCAUCUAAGGAGGAAAUUGAUUCUGCAGUCAAGAUGCUCCUCUCAUUAAAAAUGAGCUACAAGGCAGCCCUAGGAGAGGAUUACAAGGCAGACUGUCCCCCGGGGAGCACGGCCCCCGACGGGAGCAGUGAGACCAAUGGCACGGACAGCAACGAGGACUUCGUGGACCCGUGGACAGUGCGGACGAGCAGUGCGAAGGGCGUCGACUACGACAAGCUCAUCGUCCAGUUCGGAAGCAGCAAAAUUGACAAAGAGCUGAUAAACCGCAUCGAGAGAGCCACGGGCCAGAGACCGCACCGCUUCCUACGCCGAGGGAUCUUCUUCUCCCACAGGGAUAUGAACCAGGUUCUUGACGCCUAUGAGAACAGGAAGCCCUUCUACCUGUACACAGGCAGGGGUCCCUCUUCAGAGGCCAUGCACGUGGGUCACCUCAUCCCCUUUAUUUUCACCAAGUGGCUGCAGGAUGUGUUUGACGUGCCGUUGGUGGUGCAGAUGUCGGAUGAUGAGAAGUACCUGUGGAAGGACUUGACCGUGGAGCAGGUCUAUGGCUACACCCUGGAGAACGUCAAGGACAUCAUCGCCUGUGGCUUCGAUGUCAACAAGACGUUCAUCUUCUCUGACCUUGACUACAUGGGGAUGAGUCCGGGCUUCUACAAGAACGUCGUGAAGAUUCAGAAGCACGUCACCUUCAACCAAGUGAAAGGCAUCUUCGGCUUCAGCGACAGCGACUGCAUCGGCAAGAUCAGUUUUCCUGCCAUCCAGGCCGCUCCCUCCUUCAGCAGCUCGUUCCCUCAAAUCUUCCACAACAGGACUGACGUGCAGUGCCUCAUCCCGUGCGCCAUCGACCAGGAUCCCUACUUCAGGAUGACCAGAGACGUGGCCCCCAGGAUCGGCUACCCAAAGCCUGCCCUGCUGCACUCGACUUUCUUCCCCGCCUUGCAGGGCGCACAGACCAAGAUGAGCGCCAGCGACCCCAACUCCUCCAUUUUCCUCACAGACACAGCCAAGCAGAUCAAGACCAAGGUCAACAAGCACGCCUUCUCUGGGGGCCGGGACACCAUCGAGGAGCACAGGCAGUUUGGGGGCAACUGUGACGUGGACGUCUCUUUCAUGUACCUGACCUUCUUCCUGGAGGAUGAUGACAAGCUGGAGCAGAUCCGGAAGGAUUACAGCAGCGGUGCCAUGCUGACCGGCGAGCUGAAGAAGACGCUCAUCGAGGUCCUGCAGCCGCUGAUCGCCGAGCACCAGGCGCGGCGCAAGGAGGUCACCGACGAGAUGGUGAAGGAGUUCAUGACGCCGCGGAAGCUGUCCUUCCACUUCCAGUAACGCUCACCUUAUGUGCGCAUCAAGUAAUGUGAUUUAUCUGUGAUCCCAGCCCAUGGAAUCACCACUGCCCGUGGCUCUGCCCUGUAAUUCCUGGGCCUGCUGUCUGAAGCCCCAUGUGCACCCGUGUGUUCCUUGCUCAUCUGUCUCUUGGCCGGAACACUGCAGGUGGUGGGGUCACAUGGCAAGGUCCUCCUUUGAGUCUCCCACAAAGCGAGCAGGACAUGGAGCCUCUGCUCAUGAGGCCGCUGUGUUGGCACACAGCUCCAGACAGGCUCCUAACUACCCAUUCAGGCUGCUGGCCUGGAUCACCCAGCGCCCUUGACAGACUGACAGGGGCAGCUUAACGGGCACAAGGUAUAUUUCAGCCCAUGCCAAAGAAAAAGUGGGUGGCCAGAAGCUUUGCUGGACAUGUAACUAACAACUGUGCUGUGGGCAGAGUGGGGAGACUUUGAGGUUACUUACUAAACUCCACACCAUGCAUGUUCUGCACUCCAGAAACCUAGUUCUCGUCCCCCAGCCUGCCAUCUGGCCCGUCAGUGAUCCCAGCUCCAAGCUGACGACCCCAGUGCGCCUGCGCCCUCGGCAGGUGCAGUGCUGAGCAGGUGCGUUCCCUUUGCAGAUGCUUUUGUUUUGACACCUGACCACAAUGGAGCCAGCCAGAGCGGUGCCAUGGCGUGCCCUGAGCAAGUGGAGCUAGCUAGAGAGUGGCACUGCAGUGGUAGUGGCAGCCCCGGCGGCCCUCAGCGGUCUCUCUGGGGCAGGCCCACUGACUUGUACCACAUGUACCCGGUACCUGGUACAGAAGCCACAUCUCAGAAAGCAGUCCUGAUUGGAGCCUGUCCUUCCCGAAGGCAGAGUCCGCCCCACGGUGCUGUGCCCUCUUGGCACUCGCUUGGGUAUAAAUAAACAUGUGCUCCUAUCCUUC